CUCAAUUAUUUAUUUUGUUUCCCUCAAUUGGACUCUUGCUAAGCUCCCAUGAUGAGGAAUCUGUCGGUGCUCGCACCUAUCGUUUCCAUCUUCUGCUUAUUCUUCCUUUCCCUUCUUUAUCAUAUCACACCUUCUUCCACGCCUCCUUGUUAUGUCCCUAUUGUUGCUAUUACCCUCGACUGUGGCAGUGCCACUUCAGCCACAUCGAUAGAUAGGUAUGGGCGCAACUGGACUGGGGACUUUAAGUCCAAGUUCUUUCCCAAAGAAGAACUUAAUCUCAAAUCUAAUACCUCUCAAGCCCCAAAAGAAGGCAUCGAAAUAAAAGCCCCCUACACCACUGCACGUAUAUCUUAUUCUCAAUUCACCUACGUAUUUCCACUCCCCGCUGGCCCGAAAUUCGUUCGGUUGCACUUUAGCCCAGUCAUUUCCUCAGGUGUUGGUGGAUCUAAGGCCUUUUUCACUGUCAAAUCAGGUUCGUUCACCUUACUUAGAAACUUCACUGCUUCCGUUAUUUCUGCUGAUUCUUCGCAAAUUGUAAAAGAGUUCUGCAUCAACGUCGAAGAGAAUCAAAAAUUGAAUUUAACCUUCAUCCCUUUUUCGACCACUACUAUUAAUUUCUAUGCUUUCAUUAAUGGAAUUGAGAUCGUGUCCAUGCCUGAUGAGCUGUACUACAGUCCAAAAGGUGCACCCAUAGUCGGCCAAAGUUCAACAACGUUCUACAUAGACUACAACAUGGCACUCGAGAAGAUUUAUCGGUUAAACGUGGGUGGGAGCUCGAUACCACCAACAGAAGACACUGGCAUGUUUAGAGAAUGGUUGCAGGAUAACAAGUAUUUCUGGAGUGGUACAGAAUUCGUAAUUCCUCAUAAUUCAUCUUUGAAACCCAUCUAUACAAAAAUAAAAAAUUACACAGCACCAGAUGCUGUUUAUCGGUCUGCAAGGACAAUGGGUACAAACCGAAACUUGAACAAGCAGUCGAAUUUGACAUGGGAAUUACAAGUUGAUUCAGGAUUCCGUUACCUGGUGAGGCUCCAUUUCUGUGAAAUAGACUUCAAUAUAAACAACCCAGGCGACAGGCGAUUCGUUAUUGAUAUAGACUAUCAGUUUGCUGAACUCGAUGCGGAUGUAAUUGGGUGGACUGAGAGUCGCGAUACGCCAAUUUACAAGGACUACGUAGUAAUGAUCCAAAAGAAGGGAAAUGAGGACAACCAUAUUCUCUCCAUUGAUCUACACCCUGUAAGUGUAACUGACAGUUUUUUCGACGAUGCGAUUUUAAACGGUGUGGAAGUGUUCAAACUGAGCGACCAAACUGGUAACCUUGCAGGACCUAGUGAAAUGCUUCCCACUCCACGUGAUGCCUCAACAAUCAAGGAGUCCAAAGCAAAGAAAACAAUAUUCAUUGCCAUUGGAAGUGGUGUGGGCUUCUUAGUGGUACUCACUUCAGUGUGUUGCGUGGUUCUCUUGAAACUAAGGAAGUCUAAGCGCUAUGGUUCUUACUACUCACUAUCAAAGUGCUGGUGCUGGCGUGAUCCAUACAAAGGAAAGUCAACAAGGACGAAAGCCUCGUCAUUACCUGAAGAACUAUGCCGCCAAUUCUCAAUAGACGAAAUCAGAACAGCAACCGACAACUUCAACCAAGAACUGAUUAUCGGCCGAGGUGGUUUUGGCUAUGUAUAUAAGGGUUUCAUCGACGAUGGUACUGUGAUUGUGGCAAUCAAGCGCUUGAACCCCGAGUCUCGACAAGGUAAUCGAGAGUUCAGAACUGAGAUCGAGAUGCUUUCCCAACUUCGUCAUGGCCACCUUGUUUCUCUCAUUGGAUACUGCAAUGAUGAGGGUGAGAUGAUCCUUGUCUACGAAUACAUGACAAAUGGAACCCUCAGUGAGCAUCUCUUUGACACCAAAAACGAUCCUCUAACAUGGAAACAAAGACUCGAGAUAUGCCUCGGGUCGGCAUGUGGUUUGCACUACCUCCACACAUGCAUGAAGAAUCCUAUUAUCCACCGUGAUGUGAAGGCCACCAAUAUUCUAUUGGAUGAUAAAUGGGCAGCUAAGGUUUCGGAUUUUGGGUUGUCCAAAAUGGGUUUGGAUCAAACUGCUGUUACGACCAUUGUUAAGGGUACACCAGGAUAUUUGGAUCCUGAUUAUGCAAGGCGUCAGCAAGUGACUGAGAAAACUGAUGUAUACUCGUUUGGUGUGGUGUUGUUGGAAGUGUUAUGUGGACGAAAGGCUGUGAAUACAAAACUUGGGCAAGAGCAAUUGCAUCUAGCCAGCUGGGCUCGGAAAUGCAUUGGAAAUGGUACCAUUUAUGAGAUCAUUGAUCCAUAUCUAAAGGGGAAGAUUGCGCCAGAAUGUUUCAAGGUCUACGUAGAGAUCGCAGAGAAUUGUGUGCGUGAUCAGGGGAUCCAACGGCCUACGAUGAACGAUGUGAUGGAAAGGCUCGAGUUUGCAUUGGAGCUGCAACAAAAUGCGGACACCGAACAGGAGAAAAUCAAUCCUAAUGCUGAUAUUACCUAUCAGGAAGUGAGAUCGUUUCAUGUUUCUGGCCCAGCUGGCGCUGUUGCUCCCCGACAAAACAACUUUCACAAUAUUGGACCCGUGUUGGAUUCGGAUACUGGUAAUGAGCCAUCUACAAUUAAUAGUUCUGAGAGUGUCACUGGCGCAAGUCGAGACAUCUUCUCGGACAACCCCAACGCUACAACUUAAGGUAUACUUAUACGUAUUUCUAAAUGAAUAGUUCUAGGGUCAAGCACUGAUUAGAAAAAAGGUUAUGGGUGCGUUUAAGUUGUGUGUGAUACAAGUCGUUUGUCUGUCACUUUUUGCUUUUCAGGCCACGUUUGAGUGUUGUAGUUUUUUUUUUUUUUGGGAGAAUUGUAGUUAUCUUCAUUUUGUGCAAACGACAAUGUAUUAAGUGCUAAUCUAAUGCAGUAUAUGGGUUGUUGAGUGUA
This is a messenger RNA of Quercus robur (English oak), 2945 nucleotides long. Its product is annotated as receptor-like protein kinase FERONIA. The coding region runs from base 49 to 2703 and encodes 884 amino acids. The transcript has a single exon. Lineage: Eukaryota; Viridiplantae; Streptophyta; Magnoliopsida; Fagales; Fagaceae. Gene Ontology annotation, biological process: protein phosphorylation. The record is from RefSeq and is a predicted model, not a curated record. Gene Ontology annotation, molecular function: ATP binding; protein kinase activity.